AUGAGAGGUGAGAUCGAUUAUAUGAUGGAGACAGAUGGAGGAGCAGAAAGUGAGAGAUUGUGGCGUGAAGCACAUCUAUAUGGGGACUUUGAUGGUGAGCAAAAAGAAUUGAUCAAGAAAUUGGUAAACUUUUUCAUGAUCGAUGGUAAAAGAACGAGAGUUCGUGCUAUUGUUUAUAAAACUUUUCACCUCCUAGCUCGAACUGAACGUGAUGUAAUAAAACUUAUGGUUGAUGUCGUAGAUAAUAUAAAGCCAAUAUGCAAAGCGGUCAAAGUAGGAGUCGCAGGUACUAUUUAUGAUGUUCCUGGGAUUGUAGCCAGGGAUCAUCAACGAACCUUAGCUAUUCGUUGGAUCCUUGGAGCAGCUUCCAAACGACGUAUAAGCUACAGGAUAAGCUUAGAGAAAUGUUCAUUUGCUGAGAUACUGGAUGCUUACCGAAAGAGGGGAAUUUCACAUAAGAGAAGGGAGAAUCUUCAUGGACUGGCUUCCACCAAUCAGAGUUUUGCGCAUUUUAGAUGGUGGUAAAGUGAUACCACAUAAGGAGCUCUUCCUCAUUCAGUCAUACUCAACAAAAGUAAGAAAUGUUUGACCCGGAUACUUUUUUCAUCUUCAUAUAGAAAGAAAAUCGGCCUUCCUCAUACUUCCCCCUUCAUUCAUAGAGUUGGAGGAAU
Messenger RNA from Triticum aestivum (bread wheat), 671 nucleotides. RefSeq names its product ribosomal protein S7, mitochondrial-like. The transcript is spliced from 2 exons. Lineage: Eukaryota; Viridiplantae; Streptophyta; Magnoliopsida; Poales; Poaceae. Bases 1 to 525 code for a protein of 174 amino acids. Gene Ontology annotation, biological process: translation. The record is from RefSeq and is a predicted model, not a curated record.